AGGGCGCCCGCGGUCUGCGCGCCCGGGAGGGGAGCUGGGGCCGAGCCGGGCGGCGGCGGAGAGGGCGAGUCUGAUUCAGGAAGUUGUGUCUCUGACAUCAGGGGCAGGACGGAGUUGGAGUGAAACCUCAAAAAUGCGAGGCGUCGGCCGGCGGGAGGGCCGAGAGCGCAGAGGGUGCCCUCCUGCAGGCGAGCGGCAGCUGCUAAUAGUGGCAUGUCCACACCCAAAGCUGGAAGAGGAAUAAGUUACAAGUGGACAAGCCUGCAUCCUCUUGAACCCAGGACUCGCUAGUGAGCUGAGAGUUUCCCCAGUCUAGCCAAGCACCAUGGAGAAAAUUAGCUCCUUCUUCAAUAUCAUUUGGGACACCAUCUUGACCAAACACCAAGAGGGCCUCUUCAACACCAUCUGCCUGGGCAUCCUCUUGGGGCUGCCACUACUAGUGGUCAUCACGUUCCUCUUCAUCUGUUGCCAUUGCUGCUGGAGCCGGCCAGGCAAGAGUGGCCAACAGCCGCAGCAAAAUAAGGGGAAGAAGAGGAGGAAGAAGAAGAAGAAGGCUGAAGAAGAUCUCUGGAUCUCUGCACAGCCCAAGCUUCUCCAGAUGGAAAAGAGGCCAUCACUACCUGUCUAGUUAGGCAGGAAGCAGAGGCGUCCUCCCUCAGGGGCUAAGCCACCUUCCAACUAUACACAGAGGAACUAACCAAGGAACAAAUCUCAGGCUAAAUGCCCCCACGGAGGACAGCCCAGGAAGAACAUGGACAAUUCUUGGGUACUGUCAUGGCAGCUAUGUGUCCAAUAGCAAUGCUCUUUGCCACAGACUCAGGCAUGUUUUCUACCUAUCUCUAGCAAGCUCCCUAUGCAAAAGCACAAGGAACAGUUGUCCAUAUAUCUUGACAUGUCUUCCAAAUACACACACAUGCACACCAUGCACGCAUAAGCACCCACAUACACACACGCAUGCAAAAUCAGGCAACAGGUACCUAAGCAAAUAUAUUUUGUUCAUUAAAUGGUCAUUGAAUAUCUACUUUGUGCCAGUACAUUAUAUGCACUCCCCAAAAACGUCUCCAUGUCUCCAGGAAGGCCUGGCCACAUUCAGGCGCAUAUGCACAAUUAUAUAAUCAGGCAAGGUACCUAUGCACUGUCUACCAUAUACCACUCAGGUUAGAGAUACGUGCUUUCCUGUUCCUAUUCCUACAUAACCUUUUACUGGAAAUCCUCAUAUUUGGACAUUCCAGCAACCUGGUACAGUUCCCAUCCUGGUAUAUUGAUACAGCCACAUCUGUAUUUCUCAUCUGGGAAUUCCUGUGUUUCUCAUCUGGGAGGAAAAGUUUUAAGUGAGAACCAUCAAAAUUCAUCAAAAGCUAUUAUCUUGCAGCUCAUGACAAGAUCCCCAUUUCCACUGAUAAGUAUCUAAUGUUGUCUAAGACCUCUCUUUGAGAUGCUACCCCCACCCCAGAACCACUCAACAAGGUGCCCUUCUCCAAGCACAAACAGCUGUUGGUUGUGACUUCUAGAAUGUUCUGGAAACCAGGCAUACUCUAUUCACUUUGGCAAAACAGUUGGACCUGUGCAAUGUAUGUUUUACAGAUGGGAAAAGGAUGCUACACCUGAGCUAGGGAUCUCCUAUGUAACCAAAAAAGCUUUUCACUGUGGAAGGAAUUAAGGCAAUUUCUCGAAUAGUCUCACAGAAGGUACACUGGAAACACUUUUGUAAGGUUGCAAUGGAUGCAUGGUAUGUUGCAGAUGGGUUGCAGAAGCUAUGGAGUUUAAAUGAAAGUAGAGUGAAGCUAUAUAGAAGUUAAUUCAUAUUUAUCUUGAAGCUCAGGCAAGUGCCUUGCACACAGUAGGUACUCAGAACUGUCUGUGGAUGCUGUUGGAUAGGCAAUGAUGUCAACGGUAAACGUGUAAUACCUCGCCAAUCCCCCCAAGUGCCCUUCUUUUCUGAGCCCACUAAUUGCUGCAGUGGAUGGAAGGUGGGUAUUGAAUGCUACCCAGAGGCUGCGUGCAGAAGCAACAGUCAGGUUGGCGCGGGGGCCCUGAGAUCCAUGAUGACAGGUACACUAGGUCUGCAGGGAGUUGAGGAGAGUGUCUCCCCAGUAGGCUGAGGUGGGGAGGCCAAGUUAAUCCACUUAUAUGAUGAAUUGGUUGGUAUUUUGAUUGUAUUGUGACCAUAUUACAAAGAUGGAGAAUUCCUAAAUUGGGAGCAGAUUGUGCCCUGAAAGGUCAUUUGCAAAUCUGCUGGGUAACUCUCUGGAAAUAUUUCCCCACGAAAGCUGUUCUAGGUGGCAGUAAAAUUGCAAUUUAAUUAACAGUGUAGCUAAACUUUGAUAGCUAUAGUAGCAAAAAAUGAAAUUCUGCAAGAUUGUGUCCAUGGAAAAAUGUUCUCUGCUCACUGGGCUGCCUGGUGCUCACCUGCCCUCCAGGUAUGCUCUAAGCCUGAGGAGGGCAGCUGUCUGGUAAUGACUGCAGCACCAAGGUUUUCUAACAGGUGACCCUGUGAGUCAUAAUUCAGGCCUUCACAUAUUUUAGAACGAGUCACAUCUACCUUCUCACAUCAAGUGGCCCCAAGUGCCCUGGGCACUCAGACUCCCUACUUGUAAACCCCUUUAACCAGAGAAAGAAGCACUUUCUGAUUCUCUGUCCCCUUGUACGUGGACAGCCUGUCAUGGAGCAUCUAGCCAUCCCCUUCCCAUCACAGGAUGACUGCUCAUCACCCACACCACAUGCACGUGCCUCCCCACACCUGCCUCUGCCUGCUGAGAUGAGCUGCCCCUCCAGUCUCCAACUCUCAAGCCCCCUCAAAUGGAUGAGUUGAGGGAGACGCAGAGCUGAUGGCUGAGACUGGGUGUCAGAUGUGAUCUAGGAGAGAGGAUCACUCCGAUUGGGGACCACACAAGUAACAUGGUUGCCAUGGCAACCGGCUGCUAGUUUGAAUUAAGACGGCAGUCAGUUGUCAUUGCCAUGACAAGACCUCCGUCUCCAAGUGCCUUGCCCUGCUGUCUCCUAAUCAAAUGGAUUUGAACUACCUCCAGGCAUGAAACACCCAGAAACUCACUUCUCCAUUGCUUCCACGGUCUAGGACUCAGGAGACCCAGAUGCUGAGUGAAGCUUAUGUUUUCUCUGCCCCAACCUCCUCCACCAGGGUUUCCCCAACACUGCCCAGUGUGCCGUUGGCCCCCAAACUUAUGUUGAAUAAAUGAGUCCAUGAAAGGACCCCAAGGCCAUCAUUUGGAUCUAUUCCCUGUUCUUCCCACUCAUCCUUGUCUUUCUCCCCCAUGUUUUCUUUUUAUUCCUGCUUGUCCCCACAGCCCCAUCCCAGGGCCAGCCCUUUCUUUAUUCCUCUUCACUAUUACUCCUUCUCCCCAGCCUCUGCCCCAGAACUGCCACUGGCAGCCAGGGGUGCCUCAGGACCGGAGCCUGCUUGGCCCAUCUUGCAGAGUUUAAGCUAAUGGAGGACAAAAAGAACGAUAAAGAAGAGGCUUCCUAAACCAGCCUAGGCUUGGGGAGGAACCCCCAGGCCAAGAUCUGAACAGAUCCAGUCAAGCUCAGCCACCAUUAGAGGAGGACUUCUCCCCACUGCUCAUUGUAUUUGCUUUUUUAGUUCUUGGGGAAAGGAGGUGGGGGUGGGGUGGGGUAUGUAGAAAAGAGGCAGUCAUCUUUUCUAGAAGAGUAUAAAUGGUCCAUGCUGUAUAGUAUUUGUCAGUAUUUUUUUUUCUGGAAGAUUCAAACACAUGCAAAAGAAAAAUCUAUUUAAAUAAAAUACUUUGAAAAUAAAAA
Molecule: messenger RNA, 3774 nt
Organism: Canis lupus familiaris (dog)
Lineage: Eukaryota; Metazoa; Chordata; Mammalia; Carnivora; Canidae
Product: KIAA0040
Exons: 2
Coding region: 326-628 (100 amino acids)
Source: RefSeq, a predicted model, not a curated record